Aspergillus oryzae RIB40 is the source of this 1041-nucleotide messenger RNA. RefSeq names its product bifunctional (2E,6E)-farnesyl diphosphate synthase/dimethylallyltranstransferase (gene erg20). The transcript is spliced from 2 exons. NCBI's taxonomy places the organism in Eukaryota, Fungi, Ascomycota, Eurotiomycetes, Eurotiales, Aspergillaceae. Gene Ontology annotation, biological process: trans, trans-farnesyl diphosphate biosynthetic process. The coding region runs from base 1 to 1041 and encodes 346 amino acids. Gene Ontology annotation, molecular function: (2E,6E)-farnesyl diphosphate synthase activity; dimethylallyltranstransferase activity. The record is from RefSeq and is a predicted model, not a curated record. Gene Ontology annotation, cellular component: cytoplasm.
AUGCCUGCCACUGACCGUGCCGCUUUCCAGGAGGUCUUCCCCUCCUUGGCCGAAGAUAUCCUGGCCUAUGCGAAGGAGUCAAACUUGCCCGAAAAUGCCCUCCAGUGGUUUGAGAAGGCCCUCAAUGUUAACGUUCCCGGUGGAAAGCUGAACCGCGGUCUUUCCUGCCCCGACACCGGUCUCGCUCUUCUGGAGAAGCCCCUGACCGAGGAGCAGUUCAAGCACCUCAGCAUUCUGGGAUGGCUCACCGAGCUUCUCCAGGCUUUCUUCCUGGUCAGCGAUGACAUUAUGGACAGCUCGAUCACCCGUCGUGGUCAGCCAUGCUGGUACCGUCAGGAGGGUGUCGGUCUGAUCGCCAUUAACGAUGCCUUCCUGCUCGAAUCUUCCAUUUAUGUCAUUCUCAAGAAGCACUUCCGCUCGCACCCCGCCUACGCCGACUUCAUCGAUCUCUUCCACGAGACUACUUGGCAGACUGAGCUAGGUCAGCUCUGUGACCUGAUUACCGCCCCCGAGGACAAGGUCGACCUCAACAACUUCUCCAUGGAGAAGUAUAUGUUCAUCGUCACCUACAAGACCGCCUACUACAGCUUCUACCUGCCUGUCGCCCUGGCUCUGCUCUACCUUCAGCGUGCCACGCCCAGCAACCUCCGCCAGGCCCACGACAUCCUCAUCCCUCUGGGCCAGUACUUCCAGGUUCAGGAUGACUACCUCGAUGCCUACGGCGAUCCUGAAGUCAUUGGUAAGAUCGGUACCGAUAUCAAGGACAACAAGUGCUCUUGGCUCGUCAAUCAGGCUCUCCAGCGCUGCAAUGCUGAGCAGCGCAAGGUCCUCGACGAGGCCUACGGCCGUAAGGAUGACGCUCUUGAGGCCAAGGUCAAGGCUCUCUACAAGGAGCUAGAUCUCGAGAAGGUCUACCAAGAGUACGAGGAGAAGAUCGUCGGCGAGCUGAAGGAGAAGAUCGCUGCCGUGGAUGAGUCUGGGGGCCUGAAGAAGGAGGUCUUCAACGCCUUCCUCGGCAAGAUCUACAAGCGCUCCAAAUAA